Molecule: messenger RNA, 2727 nt
Organism: Lodderomyces jiufengensis
Lineage: Eukaryota; Fungi; Ascomycota; Pichiomycetes; Serinales; Debaryomycetaceae
Exons: 1
Coding region: 1-2727 (908 amino acids)
Biological process (GO): rRNA processing
Cellular component (GO): small-subunit processome; nucleolus
Source: RefSeq, a predicted model, not a curated record
AUGGCACGUAAAAACAACAGUAGAUCCAAUAACAAAUCAAACAACAAAUCACCAAAUAAUAAUAAUAAGAAGAAAAGUGGAAAAAGUAAUAAAAGUAGAAGUUCACAAAAAGUAUUAGAUGCUUAUCAAAUAGCAGAAAGACAAGAAAGAAGGAAUAAUAAUAUACAAGAUUCAGAGGAUGAUGAUAAUAACUAUCAAAGUGGAUUAGCAUUUGAAGAAGGGAUAUUAGAUGCACGUAAAUUCUUAAAAAAUGGACAAGAAAAUGAAGAUUUAUUAGAUGAAGAAAUUGAUUCAGAUGAAGCUUUGGGAAGUGAUGAUGAUUUUGAUAUAUUAAAUAGUAAAUUUUCACAAACUUUACGAGAUAAAGCUAAAAGAGAAAAAUUGGGACAAUAUAGUGAUAGUGAGGAUGAUGAAGAUGAUGAGGGUUAUAAUAGUAUAGAUGAAAGUCAGUUAGUUACAUUAUCUGAAGCCUGGGAUAUGGAUGAUAAAGAUUUAGCAAAAUUCAACAAUCAAAAGAAGCCUACUGAUAUAAUAUUAAAUGAUGAAUGGGUUUCUGAAAGUUCAUCAAGUGGAGAAGAGGAUUAUGAUGAAGAUGAAGACGAUGGAGCAAUUGAAGAAGAUUGGGGAGAAACUACAAAACAAGGUGAUACAAGUUCAGAAGGAGAAGAAUCAAGUUCAGAUGAAGAAGACAUUUUUGCCAAUGAUGAAGAUGAUGAAGAAAAUUUUAAUUUAACUAAAACUACAAAUAUGUUGAAAAAAGAACUAGAUUUAGCAAGACCAAAAGAAAGAAAGAAAUUUAUAGUAGAGAACCGUGAAGAGAAUGAAUUUAAUGUACCAACCAAAGGAGAAAAAUUAUCAUUAGCAGAUAUGAUGUCAGGUGUUGAGGGUGUAGACAACAUUUUAAUAGAUAAAUCAGCAAAAGCAAUUGCAACUCCAUUACCUAAAAGAAUACAAGAAAGAAAUGAUAGAGGUGCAGCAUAUGAUUUAGCCAAAAAGGAAGUAAGUAAAUGGAGUGAUACAGUACAACAGAAUAGACAAGCUGAAGUAUUAAAAUUUCCAAUGCAAAAGCCAGAUCAACAUAAUGAUUCAGCUAAUACUUUUACACCAGACAAUAGAGAACCAUCAAAUGAAAUGGAGAAAAAAGUAAAUGAUAUAUUAGCUGAAUCAAAUCUAGACACUAACAAAAAGGAAUCAACUUUUGAAGAACUAGCAAUGGCGAAAUUAACCUCAGACGAAUUACAAAAAAGAACAAAUGAAUUAAGACUAAUGAGAGAAUUAAUGUUUAGAGAUGAAAGAAAAGCAAAAAGGUUGAAAAAAAUUAAAUCAAAGACUUACCAUAAGAUCAAAAAAAGAGAAAGAUUAAGAAAUCAAGAAUUAGUAGAUGAAGCUGAAGGUGUUGAUGAUGAAAACGAAGAAGAUCAAGAUUAUAAUAGAGCACAAGAAAGAAUGAGUUUAAGACAUAAAACACAACUGAAAUGGGCUCAAUCAUUAAUAAAGAGUGGAUUAUCAAGAGACGCAUCAAAUCGUGAAGAAUUAGAAGAAAUGUUGAGACAAGGUGAAAGAUUAAGAGAAAAACAAAUUGGUAGAAAAAAUGAAGAAGAUUAUAGUGAUGAUGAUCUUGAUCAAAUUGAACAUGAUUAUAACAACCAAGAAGAUGACGUUGAUCGUUCAAAAAUAGGUAAAGGUGUAAUGGCAAUGGAUUUUAUGAUUAAUGCUGAACGUAGAAAGAAAGAAGAAAAUUUAAAAGAAUUGGAAAGGUUAAGAAGAAUAGAAAAUGGAGAAGAUGAUGGAUUGGAUUUAUUUGAUCAAGAUAAUGAUAAUGGAUUAGUCAACAUCACCAAGAAUACAGGUAGACGUGUGUAUAACCCAUCAGCACAAGAUACAUCAAACAUCAACGAGGAAAUAGCGAAGGAAAUCGAAGAUGAUAAUGCAAAAUCAUUGAGUAAAAAAAUAAAUAAGAAUCAAAUCAGAGAAGAACCAACCACUCAAGAUACUUCAGAAGCAACUAUAGAAAAAUUAGAAGUAGAUGAAUCAAAUCCAUGGUUAACCACUUCAUCAGAAAAGCCAAAACAAAAAUCAUCCAAAAUCUUUGUGGUGGAUCAAGACUCUUCAAAAUUAGCCAAAGCAGCAGCCAAAAUAGCCAAACAAAAAUUAAAAAAACACAACAACAACAAUAACGAUACAUUAAUAGAUAUAAAUGAAACAUUAAAUGUAAGAGAUAUUCACAAUGAUAAUUUAGAUCAAGAAGAUCAAGAAGAAUCCGUACCCAAAAUGUUUAAACAAAAAGAUUUAAUAAAAGAAGCAUUUAUAGGAGAUGAUGUAAUAACAGAAUUUGAAUCGGAAAAACGUAAAAUGAUUGAAGAUGAAGAUGAUAAAGAAGAAGAUUUAACAUUACCAGGAUGGGGAGAUUGGGCAGGUUCAUCAAACCCAAACAAAAAAAGAAGAAAAUUUAUAAAAAAAAUAGAUGGUAUAACUCAAAAGGAUAAAAGAAAAGAUAAAAAUUUAAAAAAUGUAAUUAUAAAUGAAAAACAAAAUAAAAAAAAUUUAAAAUAUCAAUCUUCUGAUAUUCCUUAUCCUUUUGAAACAAAAGAACAAUAUGAAAGAUCAUUACGUAUGCCUGUGGGGCAAGAAUGGACAAGUAAAGAAACUCAUCAAAAAUUAACCAUGCCUAGAAUUAUAACUAAACAAGGUACCGUAAUUGAUCCAUUAAAAGCUCCAUUUAAAUAA